AUGACCUCGGGGGUCCUGUCCCUGCCAACAGCCCUUUUACACAGUGGAUUACAGCAUCAGGAAUCACAGAUGGCUCUAGAACCCAGAAGUGACAUUGGGGACAUGCUUCAACUCCUCUCGAAUAAUGGGACUGAAUUACUAGCAGAAGAAUAUUAUACAUCACCGAAUGAAACACACAGAAUAUAUACUUUCUGGGAUUAUCACAUUGUGGAAACUGUGGUGAUUCAAAGUGUCAUUAUGUUCAUCUGCCUCUGUGGCAUGGUGGGGAAUGGGAUUGUCAUCUGGUUGCUCAGUUUUUGCAUAAAGAGAAACCACAACACUCUCUACAUCCUCAACUUGGCUGUUGCAGACUUUACCUAUCUCUUUGCUGAUAUUUUGGAGAUUAUAGAUAUGCUCACAUUAUCUAUCCCUACAUUAAUAGUGGUGUUUUCACACAUACUUGCAAUAUAUUCUUACUCAGUGGGACUGAGCCUGCUCAUGGCCAUCAGCAUUGAGCGCUGUGUCUCUGUGCUCUGGCCCAUCUGGUACAAAUGCCACCGCCCAACACAUUUGUCUACCAUUGUUUGUGCCAUCAUUUGGGUUUUGGCUUUUAGUUAUUGUUUAUUGGAUUUUAUGUGUGUUCAAUGCAUGUACAUGAUGGAAGUGUUGAACUCACUGUCCCUUCUUACUAUCCUGGUGCUUGUUAUAUCCAGCAUGAUUCUUCUAAUUCAAUCCCGGUCCUUCUUCAGGAAAAGACAGCCCAGCAAGCUCUACAUCACCAUCCUGCUCAAUGUCCUGGUCUUUCUGCUGCUCAAUGUGCCAAGAGGGAUCUAUAUGGUCUGCAUAUGGAUAAGCGACUGUACAUUUAGUGUAUGGGACUACUUUAUCCUCCUCAGUGCCAUGAAUAGCGCAGUCAACCCUAUCAUCUACUAUUUUGUUGGAAGACAUGGGCAGCAGAGGGGCAGGAAAACCCUCCGAGAAGUGCUCCAGAGUGCACUGAUGGAUGAGGACAAGGAAGCUGAGCAGAGAAGAGGAAGCACCAUCAAUGAACAGAGCUGA
This is a messenger RNA of Suncus etruscus (white-toothed pygmy shrew), 1038 nucleotides long. Its product is annotated as mas-related G-protein coupled receptor member A1-like. The record is from RefSeq and is a predicted model, not a curated record. Gene Ontology annotation, molecular function: G protein-coupled receptor activity. NCBI's taxonomy places the organism in Eukaryota, Metazoa, Chordata, Mammalia, Eulipotyphla, Soricidae. The transcript has a single exon. Bases 1 to 1038 code for a protein of 345 amino acids. Gene Ontology annotation, biological process: G protein-coupled receptor signaling pathway. Gene Ontology annotation, cellular component: membrane.